Molecule: messenger RNA, 4490 nt
Organism: Hyla sarda
Lineage: Eukaryota; Metazoa; Chordata; Amphibia; Anura; Hylidae
Product: oocyte zinc finger protein XlCOF7.1-like
Exons: 12
Coding region: 35-3775 (1246 amino acids)
Biological process (GO): regulation of transcription by RNA polymerase II
Molecular function (GO): DNA-binding transcription factor activity; RNA polymerase II cis-regulatory region sequence-specific DNA binding
Source: RefSeq, a predicted model, not a curated record
UCUGCUCAGUUCAUUUAGGGCUCUACUGUCUGGGAUGGAGAGAGACAGGAACGAGAUGGCCGACAGGAUAAUAGACCUCACCCUACAGAUACUCUUCCGGUUUACUGGAGAGGGUUCGUUACAAAGCAGGACCACAGUGCAAGGAAAGGACCGGCGACGCGGUGUUCAGAAGAAUUUAGCAACUGAAGUGGAUUACACAGUAGUGAAGAAGUCCUCUAGUGGGCGCUGUCGGGCCCCUGUGUGUGAAGGAUGGGGAAGAACCCUGAGCCCAAUCCCGGGGCCCCCACCUCACUCCCUGAUACAUGAGGAAAUGGAGGAACAGAAGAUCCUAGAACUGAUCAACAAGAUGAUGGAGCUGCUGACUGGAGAGGUUCCUAUAAGGUGUCAGGACGUGGCGGUGUAUUUCUCCAUGGAGGAGUGGGAGUAUGUAGAAGGACACAAGGAUCAGUACAAGGAUCAGGUGAUGAUGGAGGAUCAGCAGCCCCUCACAUCAGCAGUCAGAUCCAGUAAGAGAACAGCAGCAGAGAGGUGUCCCCGUCCUCUUCUUCCACAGGAUCAGGAUCAGGGUGAAGAUCUGAACAGUUUUAAUGCUCCAGAGACAGAUGUGAGCAGUGAUGAGCAGUAUAAGAAGGACAUUGCUACAGAAAAAGAUCUUAUCCAUAUUAAUAUUACAGACAUAAAGGAAGAAGAGACAGAUGAGAACAGUGAUGAGCAGUAUAAGGAAAACAUUCCUACAGGAAAAGAUCUGAUCUAUAUUAAUGCUACAGACAUAAGGGAAGAAGAAGAGACAGAUGUGAGCGGUGCUGAGCAGUAUAUGGAGGACAUUGCUACAGAAAAAGAUUUUAUCCAUAUUAAUACUACAGACAUAAAGGAAGAAGAGGCAGAUGUGAGCGGUGAUGAGCAGUAUAAGGAGGACAUUCCUACAGGAAAAUAUCUGAUCUAUAUUAAUGCUACAGACAUAAGGGAAGAAGAGACAGAUGUGAGCGGUGAUGAGCAGCAUAAGGAGGACAUUUCUACAGAUGACUGUACUGGGAGAUCAGAGGAGAAUCUUAUAUCUUCAGAUUAUAAAGCAGAUGAUGAUAUCACACAAGAUACAUAUGAAGAACAUUCCAUUAUCCCAGAUACACCCUCAGCCCUUCACAGACAAGAUCUGUCAUCUGAUCCUUUAAAAACGGUCCUAUCAUCUGAGUCAUCACAGCAAAAUAUAUGGAAGCCAUUUUCAUGUGCUGAAUGUGGGAAAUGUUUUAUUCAGAAAUCAAAUCUUCGUCUACAUCAAAGAAUUCACACUGGAGAGAAGCCAUUUUUAUGUUUACAAUGUGGGAAAUGUUUUACUCAGAAACAAUCUCUUGUUAACCAUCAAAGAAUUCACACAGGUGAGAAGCCAUUUUCAUGCUCAGAAUGUGGGAAAUGUUUUAUUCAGAAAUCAUAUCUUCGUCUACAUCAAAGAAUUCACUCCGGAGAGAAACCAUAUUCAUGUUCAGAGUGUGGGAAAUGUUUUACUUGUAAAUUAUAUCUUGUUAAACAUCAAAUAACUCACACAGGAGAAAAGCCAUUUUCAUGUGCAGAAUGUGGGAAAUGUUUUACUGACAAAUUACAUCUUCGUCAACAUCAAAAAAUUCACAUAGGAGAGAAGCCAUUUUCAUGUUCACAAUGUGGAAAAUGUUUUACUCAGAAAUCAACUCUUGUUAGACAUCAAAAAAUCCACACAGGAGAGAAGCCAUUUUCAUGUUCGGAAUGUGGAAUAUGUUUUACUCAGAAAUCAAUACUUAUCAGACAUACAAGAAUUCACACAGGAGAGAAGUCAUUUUCAUGUUCAGUAUGCGAAAAAUGUUUUAAUCAGAAAUCAGAUCUUGUUAGACAUGAAAAAAUUCACACAGGAGAGAAGCCAUUUUUGUGUCUGGAAUGUGGUAAAUAUUUUGCUCAGAAAUCAGAACUUAUCAGACAUCUAAGAACUCACACAGGGGAGAAGCCAUUUUCAUGUUCAGAAUGUGGGAAAUGUUUUACUCAGAAAUCAAUACUUAUCAGACAUCUCAGAAUUCACACAGGAGAGAAGGUGAAGAAGUCCUCUAGUGGGCGCUGUUGGGCCCCUGUGUGUGAAGGAUGGGGAAGAACCCUGAGCCCAAUCCCGGGACCCCCACCUCACUCCCUGAUACAUGAGGAAAUGGAGGAACAGAAGGUCCUAGAACUGAUCAACAAGAUGAUGGAGCUGCUGACUGGAGAGGUUCCUAUAAGGUGUCAGGACGUGGCGGUCUAUUUCUCCAUGGAGGAGUGGGAGUAUGUAGAAGGACACAAGGAUCAGUACAAGGAUCAGGUGAUGAUGGAGGAUCAGCAGCCCCUCACAUCAGCAGUCAGAUCCAGUAAGAGAACAGCAGCAGAGAGGUGUCCCCGUCCUCUUCUUCCACAGGAUCAGCUCAUGAAUCAAGGUGAAGAUCAGAACUAUAUUACUACAGACAUAAUAGCAAAAGAAGAGACAGAUGUGAGCGGUGAUGAGCAGUAUAAGGAGGACAUUCCUACAGGGAAAGAUUUGAUCUAUAUUAAUACUACAGACAUAAAGGAAGAAGAAGAGACAGAUGUGAGCGGUGAUGAGCAGUAUAAGGAAGACAUUACUACAGGGAAAGAUCUGAGCUAUUUUAAUAUUCCAGACAUAAUAGUAAAAGAAGAAGAGACAGAUGUGAGCGGUGAUGAGCAGUAUAAGGAGGUCAUUCCUACUGGAAAUCGCCCAGAUGACUGUACCUGGAACUCAGAGGAGAAUCUUAUAUCUUCAGAUUAUAAAGCAGAUGAUGAUAUCACACAAGAUACAUAUGAAGAACAUUCCAUUAUCCCAGAUACACCCUCAGCCCUUCACAGCCAAGAUCUGUCAUCUCAUCCUGUUAUACAGGAACUAUCUACUGAUUCACUACAGACUGUUAAGCAAAAUAAGGAUAAGCCAUAUUCAUGUUCAGAAUGUGGGAAAUGUUUUACUUGGAGAUCAUCACUUCUUAAACAUCACAUUACUCACACAGGGUUGAAGCCAUUUUCAUGUCAAGAAUGUGGAAAAUUGUUUACUUGGAAAUCACAUCUUGUUACACAUCAGAGAAUUCACACAGGGGAGAAACCAUUUUCAUGCCCAGAAUGUAGGAAAUGUUUUGCUCAGAAAUCAAAUCUUGUUGAACAUCGAAAAACUCACACAGGAGAGAAACCAUUUUCAUGCCCAGAAUGUGGGAAAUGUUAUACUCUAAAAUCACAUCUUGUUGAACAUCAAAGAACUCACACAGGGGAGAAGCCAUUUUCAUGUCAGGUGUGUGGGAAAUGUUUUACUCAUAAAUCAUAUCUUGUUGAACAUCAAAGAAAUCACACUGGGGAGAAGCCAUUUUCGUGUUCAGAAUGUGGGAAAUGUUUUACCCAGAAAUCAAAUCUUGUUGAACAUGGAAAAACUCACACAGGGGAGAAGCCAUUUGCAUGCCCAGAAUGUGGAAAAUGUUUUUCGAAGAAAUCUACUCUUGUUGAUCAUGAAAAAAUACACACAGGGGAGAAGCCAUUUUCAUGCCCAGAAUGUGGGAAAUUAUUUACUUGGAAAUCAAAACUUACUAGGCAUCAAAAAAUUCACACAGGCGAGAAGCCAUUUUUAUGUCAAGAAUGUGGGAAAUGUUUUACUUAUAAAUCAAAUCUUGUUGAACAUCAGAGAACUCACACGGGGGAGAAGCCGUUUUCGUGUGUAGAAUGUGGGAAAUGUUUUACUCAGAAUUCAAAGCUUAAGAAACAUCAGCAAAUUCACAAAGUGGAGAAACCAAUAUAGGGCACUAAAUGACUAAAUUCAGUUGCAUUAGAUGCGCAACAUCACAGUAACAACACUAUAUGGAUACAGUGUACAAGAAACUAAUCAUGGUCAGUAGUCAGCUGAAGGUCAGUACACAGGUAGCAGAAAUAUGAUUGCAGGUAAGGCAGAAUCUUGGUAAAAUACUCAGCCAGAAUUGGGUGCACAGGUACCAGUAGCAGCAGAACAAUGGCCUGAAAAGCUGGAUUAUGGUAGGAAGUACAAUAAUUUUGCAAAGAGGAAGUGGAAAGGCUGAGCUUGUAUGGGAAGUCCAGGGGUGGCGCCAAUCAGGAAAGGAAGGCUAGGAUCUACACAGACCAGGACCUACGCAAUUGGUUUAGCAAUGGGGCUCAGUGAGCAGAGUCUCCUUCAGGUUUUCAGACUAGCCCACAUCAGCACAGGUGCUGAAAACAGCUUCUUACUGGGCUGUAAAAGCUAGGUCUGCUAGGUGAAGCUGUGCAGAACUGGAUCCUCUGAUGGUAGUUUAAAUCCUAGACUGCAGCUUCAAAAAAAGGGGGCACUGUGACUAGGGUAACACAUUUGUUUCUACAUUGUUGGGUGGCUGGUAGUAAGCCACGUGGCAAGUCCCACUGUCUUUAUUUAAAAAUCUGAUAGCACGUUGUGGUUUUGUAAUGAAUUCCAUAAGCUGAAUAAAGUGUCACAAUUUGAUGCAUAACCGAUGUCUGUUUUUUUUUUU